Lodderomyces elongisporus is the source of this 3126-nucleotide messenger RNA. RefSeq names its product Sec12p (gene SEC12). Gene Ontology annotation, cellular component: endoplasmic reticulum membrane. The record is from RefSeq and is a predicted model, not a curated record. Gene Ontology annotation, molecular function: guanyl-nucleotide exchange factor activity; protein binding; GTPase activator activity. Lineage: Eukaryota; Fungi; Ascomycota; Pichiomycetes; Serinales; Debaryomycetaceae. The transcript has a single exon. Gene Ontology annotation, biological process: protein secretion. Bases 1 to 3126 code for a protein of 1041 amino acids.
AUGGCUCUUAAGGAGUUUGCUACUAUUGAUGUUGGCUAUCCCAUUUUAGGUGCCAAGUUUAUCAACAACAAAACUGUUUUGGUCACUGGUGGAGGUGGCGAGGGAAAUAAUGGCAUACCCAACAAAAUUACUGCAGUCAAGUGUAGUUUUAAAGUUGCGGAUCCCAAGAGAAGAUUGCAGAAAUUUAGAGAGGUCCAAUUGCCUUCAAACGAAGACUCGCCGCAGUGUAUAGAUGCAGUGAGACUCGAUGAUAACGAAUUUGAUGUUAUUGUUGGAUGCAAUCAAAGCUCACAACUCAUUAAGUCAAUGAGCAUCAACAACAAUGUGAGAAAAUAUACAUACAACAAAAAUGAGCAUUUGACAUUUAUUGAUGCGGCACAAUUUGAACCAGAAAUUAGUGGCGAUGCUGAAGAGUAUCCUAAGAUUAUUAGAAUUGCGCAGGACAACAGCAUUGGUUGUUUGAUGACCUCAAGGACCCCCUCGGUAUUGUACUUGUUUAACCCGGAAUACCUUGAAUUGAAAUACAAAUAUCAACCAACUGAUUCUAGUGAAAUCAAAGACUUUGCAUUAAGUCCGAAUAAUGGAGAAGUGUUGUCUUUCAUCACAGCAACGAGUAUUGUUACAUUCUCGACCCAAACCAAUUCAGUCACGUUUACUUCUCGAUCCAGUUUGGCUUUGAACAAACAGCUUGGUAAUUUCACCUUGUCGAAGGUGAAAUACAUCAGCAACUACGAGCUCCUCAUAUCUGCUAGCUACAAAAACGGCAAGGGUGCCGUGCUUCUCAGAUACAAUUUGACCUCGCAAAAAAUUACACAACAACAAUUGAUUUCUAAAAAAUUCAACAAUGUUGUUGGUAUGGAUCUCUCUGUGAACCAGGAUCUUGUUGCUGUAGCAGGAAAUGACUUAUCGGUCACAUUGAUUAAAUUGUCAAGUUUCAAAAUUUUGCAAACUUUUAACAAGUUGCAUCCAUUUGCAAUCACUAGUGUGACAUUUUCACCCAAUGGAAGCAAAUUAGCGACAGGUAGUGCUGCCAACACUUUGCAUGUCAUUCGCAUUCCAGCUAACUACAGUUCAGGUAAGUCGAUCAUUGGUACUUUGUUCCAAUAUUUGUUUACGAUUGUGUUGAUAUUGGCAUUGGGUAUAGGUAUUCAAAAGGGUCGUGAAACAGGCCAUUUGAAUGAGGUUAUUGAAUACUCUAAACAGUAUAGCCAAGUUGGGUUACAGUAUGCUGAAGUUGGAUUACAGUAUGCUGAGGAAUACGGAAAAAUAUUUUAUGCUUUGGCACAACAAUAUCUUGGUGAAUAUGGUGUCAAGGCUAUUGAAUAUGCAGACCUCGCAAAGAAGCACGGUCUAGAACUUUAUACUGAAAAAUUUGUUAAAGCAAAGGAAGCAUCAACAACAACAACAACAACAGCAACUUCUAUUUCCGGUGCAUCUAAUAGUGGAGCACUUGAUGAAACCAAUAUCAUAGAUCAAGCUAAAGACACAUUAAAUGACAUUGUUGUUGAAGUCACUAAAAAUCUUGAUGACGUAACUAAUCAACCAGGCUUUAAUAGCGAAAAAUACUGGAACUCAGAGUAUGUUACACACUCCAUUGAAUCUUUUGUUAGCGAGGUUGUUGACUCGACGGAGACCCCAUCAUCGGAGCCGACUUCUGAUUCGACAUUGCAAAACUUAUCUUCAGCUAAAUCUUCAGCUAAAUCUUCAACAACACCGGUUGCAAAUAAGGAAGACUCAAGUUCAGCAGGUGCUAUGUCACUUAAAAACAGCGAAACCAGUUCGGUACCAACUGAAAAUGUAGCCACUAAACUUGAAACUGGCAUUGAAGCUGUGGUUUCCGAAAUAGUUAAACACGACAUACCUGCUGAAGAAGCAAAAGUGAAGGACGAAACGCUCUCCUUCAGUGUUGAACCAAUUGUAAAUGAACCUCUGGGUACAACACACUCACAAGUUACACAUGAGAGCUCGACUGACGUUGAGAUUGAACAAUCAAUUAAUUUACCAAAAGAGCAAAUUAAAGUUGAAUCAGCUAUCAGUGAUCAAGUUUCAAAUGCCAUUGAAGAAAAUACCAAUCAAGAAGAAUCUAUUGAACUGAUCUCUUCUCGGUUGAGUCAUUCAUCUGAAGCUUCUGAAGAAAUUAAGAAUCCAAUUGAAUCAGCAUCCGAAGCCGGCGUAGAAAUUUCAUUGUCCACUGAUGAUAUUGUGGAGCCACCAAGCACAACGAGCUCAAUACCAAUUGAGAUACAAGAAGUUGCAGCAGAAGAGUUGGUAGGGGAGUCAGCAACUGCAUUCGAUAUUAAAGAGCCUUCUGCUUCAAAAGAAGCCGCUAUUUCAUAUAGUGUAACCCCUAUCCUGUCUAUUGCAAAAGCUGUUUUGGAAGACGUACCAGAGGAAAAAGAGAUUCCUGCUCCACCAUUGGAGGCAACGGGUGAACCAAUUGCUGGCCAACAAAAUGUAUCCUUGAUGGAAGAAGUGUCAUUUGAAUUAUCUGUUUCAAAGACCGUAUCUAGCAGUACAGAGUUACUUUCGUCAAUUUCUCCAGAAUCUGAACAGACAAUAGUUUCUGUUCAAUCUCAUACUGCUCCAAAUGAUUAUGAAACAAAGGAGGAAAAGCCAUCGUCACAAGAGCAAGAACAAUCUGCUCUUUCUGUGCAAGUUGCCUCUGGGAAGGACGAUGUUAAGCAACUGACAUCACAAUUGUCUCAAGAACAAUCAGCUGAGUCAAAAACUAGUACUUCUUUUCCAUCUUCUUCUUCUUCUUCUUCUUCUUCUGAAAUAGUGAAUGGUACUGCCGGAGAUGAUGUAUCAUCUGCCUUGGUUGAUUCGGUGGAUACUGAUACAAAUGUAGGUACGCCUGGUGACGAACCUACAGUUAAACCUGGAAAUGUUGAGAGUUUGAAAGAACCUGGUGCUUCAAAGACUCCUUUGAAGAAUGACACUGGAGCUGAGGAGAAUGUGAGUCCUGCAGAAGAGGUAAGUGCAAUCAGUAACACUUUGGAAAAGAGUGAUGCUGCAUCCCUGGCUCCCAAAUCUUUGCUGACCUCAACCACUCCAUCAGAUUCAUCAACAACAACAACAGCAGCAGCAGCAACAACACUGAACCCUGCUGAAAAGGAUGAACUUUAA